Pistacia vera is the source of this 2989-nucleotide messenger RNA. RefSeq names its product subtilisin-like protease SBT2.5. Gene Ontology annotation, molecular function: serine-type endopeptidase activity. Lineage: Eukaryota; Viridiplantae; Streptophyta; Magnoliopsida; Sapindales; Anacardiaceae. Bases 289 to 2748 code for a protein of 819 amino acids. Gene Ontology annotation, biological process: proteolysis. The record is from RefSeq and is a predicted model, not a curated record. The transcript is spliced from 11 exons.
ACCCUAACUACCUUCUCACUCUUUCACUCACUGAUCUCUUCACUCUCAAUCAACUACAAUCAACUUUCCCUUCUCUCUCUCUCUUUAAAGCCUUCCAAAAUCCAAAUCCAAAUGUGAUUCCCUAGAUCUCUCUCUCCCUCUCUCUCUUUUCUUUCUCUCCACCGAAACGCCUCAUGCCAUUGUCGUUUUACUUGAUCCGCCCUUCUCGCUAGCUUUUCCUUCAUUCGUUUUCGCCUCUCGAUCUCGUGGACGGCUGAGAUUGGCUGUUGUUGUUGUCGAUCAUUGGAGAUGAGGGCGAUAGAGUUAAUUAUGUGCAUAAAUAUAUUUAUGUUAUUCUCUGUUUUGAUUAUUGCGAGAGCGGAGGUUUAUAUCGUGACGGUUGAAGGGGAGCCUAUUAUAAGUUACAAAGGCGGCGAGAAUGGUUUCGAAGCCACUGCCGUGGAAUCUGAUGAGAAAAUAGACCGGACCAGUGAAUUUGUGACAUCCUAUGCCAGUCAUCUUGAAAAGAAACAUGAUAUGCUUCUUGGGUUGCUUUUUGAGCAUGGGACUUACAAAAAGCUCUACAGCUAUAAGCAUCUUAUAAACGGCUUUGCCGUUCACACUUCUCCUGAACAGGCAGAAAUCCUACGACGUGCCCCUGGUGUGAAAUCUGUGGAAAGAGAUUGGAAGGUAAGGAAACUUACGACACACACUCCCCAGUUUUUGGGGCUACCGACUGGAGUAUGGCCAACCGGAGGUGGCUUUGAUAGGGCUGGUGAAGAUAUUGUGAUAGGAUUUGUAGAUUCUGGAAUUUAUCCUCACCAUCCGAGUUUUGCAACUCACAAUACUGAACCAUAUGGGCCUGUGCCAAAGUACAGAGGAAAAUGUGAAGUUGAUCCUGAUACUAAGAAGGACUUCUGCAAUGGAAAAAUCAUUGGUGCUCAACAUUUUGCUGAAGCUGCAAUAGCAGCUAAGGCAUUCAAUCCUGCUAUUGAUUUUGCUUCUCCCAUGGAUGGUGAUGGACAUGGGAGUCACACAGCGGCUAUUGCAGCUGGAAAUAAUGGUAUUCCUGUUAGAAUGCACGGCCAUGAAUUUGGUAAAGCAAGUGGAAUGGCGCCCCGUGCCAGGAUUGCUGUGUACAAGGCUCUCUACAGGCUUUUUGGAGGCUUUGUUGCUGAUGUGGUUGCUGCAAUUGAUCAGGCUGUUCACGAUGGGGUGGAUAUACUCAGCCUUUCAGUAGGGCCAAACAGUCCUCCAGCAACUACCAAAACCACAUAUUUAAAUCCUUUUGAUGCCACUCUUCUUUCUGCGGUGAAAGCAGGCGUAUUUGUUGCACAGGCAGCUGGUAAUGGAGGUCCUUUCCCCAAAACAUUGGUGUCUUAUAGCCCAUGGAUAGCAUCUGUCGCAGCUGCAAUUGACGAUCGCCGAUACAAAAACCAUCUGAAUCUAGGAAAUGGAAAAAUUUUAGCUGGAAUUGGGUUGUCCCCUGCUACACAUCCAAAUCGAACAUUCACCUUGGUUGCUGCAAAUGAUGUUCUUCUUGAUUCUUCUGUGGUUAAGUACGGUCCCUCUGACUGCCAAAGACCCGAACUAUUAAACAGGAAGUUGGUUCAGGGCAACGUUCUUCUUUGUGGUUAUUCCUUCAAUUUCGUUGUUGGUACUGCAUCAAUUAAGAAAGUUUCAGAAACGGCAAAAAGCCUGGGUGCAGCUGGCUUUGUUCUUGCUGUGGAAAAUGUUUCCCCUGGAACAAAAUUUGAUCCUGUUCCUGUUGGUAUUCCUGGGAUACUUAUAAUAGAUGUCUCUAAGUCAAUGGAUCUUAUAGACUACUACAACACUUCGACAUCAAGAGACUGGACUGGAAGAGUGAGGAGUUUCAAAGCUACUGGUACUAUUGGGGAUGGUUUGAUGCCUAUUCUUCAUAAAUCAGCACCGCAGGUAGCAUUAUUCUCUGCUAGGGGGCCCAAUAUCAAGGAUUUCAGUUUCCAAGAUGCAGAUCUUCUCAAGCCAGAUAUUCUGGCACCUGGUUCUCUUAUUUGGGCUGCUUGGUCUCCAAAUGGAACGGAUGAAGUUAAUUUCGUUGGAGAAAGUUUUGCCUUGGUCUCUGGAACUAGCAUGGCUGCACCACAUAUAGCUGGUAUAGCUGCUCUUAUAAAGCAGAAGCACCCUCAUUGGAGCCCUGCCGCUAUAAAAUCAGCCUUGAUGACGACAACAACAAAGCUGGACAGAGCUGGAAGGCCUCUUCAAGCACAACAAUAUUCUGAAACAGAAGCCAUGAAGCUGGUUAAAGCUACACCUUUUGAUUAUGGGACUGGUCAUGUCAAUCCUAGAGCGGCCCUGGAUCCUGGACUUGUCUUUGAUGCAGGUUAUGAGGAUUACUUGGGGUUCUUGUGCACAACACCUGGUAUCAACAAAAAUGAGAUAAAGAACUACACGAAUUUACCCUGCAACUACACCAUGGGCCAGCCAUCAAAUCUCAACACUCCAUCGAUCACCGUAUCUCAUCUUGUGAAGUCUCAAACAGUUACUCGCACAGUCACAAACGUCGCAGAGGAAGAAACCUAUGUGAUCACUGCCAGAAUGCAACCAUCCGUUGCCAUCGAUGUCAACCCUCCAGCAAUGACGCUGAAACCUGGUGCAUCGCGUAAGUUCUCUGUGACACUCACUGUUAGAACAGUGACUGGAACAUACAGUUUCGGAGAAAUUUUCAUGAAAGGUAGUCGAGGGCAUAAGGUAAAGAUCCCAGUUAUAGCUCAGGGAUAUUGGCGAUAGAGAUCGAGAUGGAGAUUGAGAUGGAGGAGGUUGAUGUUAGUUGAGUACUUUGUAUGCUUGUAAUAUUCUUUGUAAUCUGUGGCAAUAAGAUAAGAUAUAAGGCAAAAUAUAAUAUUUGUCUGAAAUAUAUAUGUGGAGUAGGUGUAAAGAUAAAACUAGUAUAAGGGGGAGACUCCCAGUUUCUUCCACUCAUAAGUUUUGCUAAUGAGAUUAGUGAUUUUAUAUAAAUCUGCUUUCAAUA